Molecule: messenger RNA, 1985 nt
Organism: Erigeron canadensis
Lineage: Eukaryota; Viridiplantae; Streptophyta; Magnoliopsida; Asterales; Asteraceae
Product: probable E3 ubiquitin-protein ligase RHG1A
Exons: 7
Coding region: 247-1704 (485 amino acids)
Molecular function (GO): ubiquitin protein ligase activity
Source: RefSeq, a predicted model, not a curated record
UAUCUAACACCACCACAAACCAUUCUAUACGCAAACGCUUCCUUUUAUCGUCGCAAUUAAUUGAUUACUUAAAAAAGCAACCAAUUCUUAAAAUUUAAAAGUAAAGUUAUUCUUAUAUAAUAAUCAAUCUCAUCGCCGUCUUUGAUCCUUGACCAUCGGCAGUUAAGGUUUCCAUUCCGAUUCAUAUAACGGCUACCUUCUUUCAGCUACAUAGUGAAACAAGCUCUCUUUUAAAAAAAAAAAAAAAUGAGACAUAGACACAUAUCCAACCCAUUCACAAGAUCUGGAAACGACCAACAUGGCAACAACCAUACGCCGCUGACAGAACCACCUUACUUCCCUACGGGAAGGGGUAUUGCUCCAGAGAAUGGUCCUUUUGUUGGUCAAAUGAAUCAUAUGGCAAGAGGGGGAGUACCUGAAGGCAGGGCAAACGAAUAUGUUUCAUCAAGUGUUGGCAUGGAUAUACAGCCAUAUGUACCACGCCCUCCUACUGAACCAUACUCAAAUUCAUCAAUCACAGAAAAUAGAUCUCUGGUACCAGUUGGGCCUAUUUAUUGUACUAACUAUGAUGUUCCAAGUAUGCGUGAUGUGAGCAAUGGAGGUUCGCAUAAACGAAAAAGGUCAGAUAGCUUCUAUAGUGCUGGAAGUUCAUCAAGUUCUUCUCAGAUGCCCAUGGAAAAAGAUUGUCAUGGUGUACCUCCGUAUAGGGGCAGCCUUACAAUUCGUGAUGAAGAUUCAUCUAGGAAUGUGAGACGUAGAUAUAGAAUCGAUUUGGAACCUGGCAUGACAAGACCUCUUGUACCAAGUCGUUCUCAGUUUUACCAUUCAACCCAUGGUCAACAUUCCAAUCUAGAUGCUAAUUGUGGACACUGGAAUAGUGCUCCUGAUUAUUCCGCUUCCUCUCACAGAAGGAUCUUGCCUUCAGAUAUUAAUGGGCCGAGACAUGAGAUGAAUCAGUUCCAUAUUGGAGGGAGUUCCUCUGAUGCUGGUGCCGCCCGCCACCGUGAUUCAUUUUUCAGCAGACCUCCUAUUUCUUCCUUGCAUGGUCCCCAUCCUCCUCCUGUGAGAGAAGAUUCUGUGAUCAACCAUUCCCGAAUAGCCGAGCCUUCAUAUGGUAAUGGCUCAAGGUACCCCCACUAUACACAUGGUGCUAAUUCAGCAAAUGGACUGCACACACCACCAGAUAGUUUCUCUUCUAGAAAUUCAAGGCAUUAUUCUCCUAGAGGAUGGCGCGGUAGUUACAGGAGUGGGAGGCCGAGGUUAACUGUUGACAGAUUCCCACAUGCUCUUGAUACAAGUCCAACAGAAUCUCAUGAUGGAAUGGGACAUGAGGCCAUUAUGAUGGUAGAUCGAGCACCCUUCUAUGGUAGUUCCAGAAGCUUCUCAGAUCAAUAUAGAGAUUUAAGGCUAGACAUCGACAACAUGAGUUAUGAGGAACUGCUUAAUCUCGAGGAAAGGAUAGGAAAUGUUAGCACGGGCCUGUCCGAAGAUAGCAUAUCCAAGUGUUUGAGCGAACAAGUUCACUGUUCUUUGGACCAAAGCAAUGAGGAAGUUUCUUGUCCCAUCUGCCUGGAGGAUUACAAAAAUGGAGAUAAGAUUGGAAUGAUGGAAAAAUGCAAACAUGCUUAUCAUGUGGAUUGCAUCAAGAAAUGGCUGUUGAUGAAGAAAGUGUGCCCAAUAUGCAAAACCGAAUGCUCAAAUUAAGAACCAAGCGAAGGGUAAUCCUCGUUGCUUUUGAAGUUGUAAAUUAUAAAUAUGAUCACCUACACAUUGACUUGUACAUAGUGUAAUUAUGUAGUUCAAUAUUUUGCUGCUUGUGUUUCAUUUAAUAAACAAUGAUGCUACUAGUUUUAAGUGUAAUUAAAGCUAGUUGUAGAUCAUGUUAGGAACCUCAGUUGUUGAAAUAUAAUUUGUGUACAAAAGGAAACAUGGGAUGAUAGGAAGGUGAUUGUUGUUUCUUUUUAUUAUUAUUGAAUUACACAUCA